Drosophila gunungcola (fruit fly) is the source of this 1672-nucleotide messenger RNA. Its product is annotated as glycerate kinase. The transcript is spliced from 2 exons. Gene Ontology annotation, biological process: protein phosphorylation. Gene Ontology annotation, cellular component: cytoplasm. NCBI's taxonomy places the organism in Eukaryota, Metazoa, Arthropoda, Insecta, Diptera, Drosophilidae. The record is from RefSeq and is a predicted model, not a curated record. The coding region runs from base 120 to 1484 and encodes 454 amino acids. Gene Ontology annotation, molecular function: glycerate kinase activity.
UUUCGUCUACGGUCUCACUAAUAAAUAUAUAAUAUCUUCGACUGUUUUGAAAAUGAUAAGUAAAACUGGAUUUUUAGCAUCGCUGAUUAGGAUCGCCCGUGUCCGAAGCACCUUACAUAAUGGCCAAGCGACAGACCUGGGAUCAAAUGCGUCAGAUCUUCGUCCAGGCGGUGAACGCAGUGCAUCCUGAGAAGAUAUUCGCCGAUUUCCAGAGCUUCGAUUUGCGUCCCCAAAGUGGAGAAAACCCUAGUGAGAUAUCCAUUAAACUUAAUGGAGAACGUCAGGAUAUUAGCGGAAAGACCUGCCAUAUUGUGGGCCUUGGAAAGGCCGUGCUGGGAAUGGCCCACAAAGUGCAUCAGGAUCUGGGCACCUCUUCGGCCGGCGGAGUCCUAAGUGUCCCGGUAAACACUCUAAAACAGUUUCAUCAUACCAUUGCACCUGGUUUGACCAUACACGAAGGAGCAGCCAACAAUCUGCCGGAUGAGGUGGCUCUAAAAGCAGCCCAGGAAAUCAAGAGUUUGGCCGAGAAGAUGACCCCCCAGGACAUACUCUUCGUCUUCAUUUCUGGUGGAGGAUCUGCUCUACUACCUUUACCCCGGUCACCUUUAACCCUGGAGGAUAAACGCUCCAUUGCAGACAAGCUGAUGAAACGGGGAGCCAGCAUCCAGGAGAUCAAUGCCGUGAGGAUUGCCUGUUCGGACAUCAAAGGUGGACGCUUGGCUAGGUUUGCCGGGCAGGCAGGACUCCUGGUGACCUUUGUGCUUAGCGACAUCAUAGGAGAUCCCCUGGAACUGAUAGCCUGUGGACCCACUAUUCAACCCGGAGUGGAUACCUCUCCAACCGACAUUCUCAAGAAGCAUCAGGUGUGGGAUGAGCUGUCCCCAGAGAUACAACAGAUGUUUGAGGCACCUGAAAAGCUUGAGAAACCUUUACUACCAGAGCACAAAAUCUUUGUGGUGGGCAGCAAUGUGUUAGCCACUUCAAUGGCUUCAAAAGAAGCCCAGAAACUGGGCUACAUUCCCUGCAUCCUAAGUUGCAGCGUUCAAGGCGAUGUGGCGCAAGUGGCCAACGACUAUCAGCGAUUGCUGCAGGGCAUCCAAGAGGCCAGACAGCAGGGCAUACGUGACCCGCAGCUGAGGGAGAAGUAUGCCUUUGGGGAGAGAAGUUUUCCGGGGUUCAGGAGGUGCCUAGAAGAGCACUUGAGCAGCAAGAAGCCACUAUUCCUGAUCUGCGGAGGCGAGCCAGUCAUAAAAGUUACUGGCCAGGGAUUGGGUGGCCGGAGUCAGCAUUUGGCAUUGCUAAUGUCGCAGGCUCUGCAUCGCGAUGAGGCCAUGAGGGAUUGCACUUUUUUGAGCGCCGGAACCGAUGGCAUCGAUGGACCCACCGAUGCUGCAGGCGCCAUUGGAGACAGCAUCGUUGUAGAAUCGUAUCUAACUGAUCAUACCCUCGAUGAACUAGCCGAAACACUGCGGAAAUUGCGAUAGCUACAACUUCUACAAGAAUCUCGGGCAGGGCGAACACCAUAUGCUCACUGGCCACACUGGAACCAAUGUGAUGGAUUUGCAUUUCCUGGUCGUGCCUUAGUAUACCAAAACCCCCAUAAAUACUUCUAUGUAUACAUAUACUAUAUAUAUAUGGGGCAAUUCGUUAAUGGAGCUGCUCUUGAACCGCA